UUAUGCUGCAGGACAGAACACCAUUCUCACGUGUAGCUAUCAAACCAAGCUGAUUUGGGCAAAGGGAGAGUUUAUAGCUAAUAUGUGUUAAAUCCGAAUGUGGGAACAUAAGCAAAACAGUUAAAGAUGCCCAGGAACGGAAGAAAAGCAGCAGCCGGAGAUGAAGAGGUCGCUCCCAAACAUAGGAAAACAGACUCCAAUGGCGUCCCCUCUCCUUUCUGCUUCGACACCCCAGACACUGUCUUCCAGAGCAUAAUUUCCCCAGUGGGACAGGAGGAAUUUUUCACUGACUACUGGGAGAAGAAGCCCCUCCACCUCCAGAGGUCUGACCCAGGCCUGGCCUCCUACUACAAGUCUCUGUUCCAGCUCUCAGACCUGAAGGGGCUGUGCGCCCAGGGCCUGACAUAUGCCAGAGACCUCAAUGUGUGCCGCUGCGUCCAGGGAAACAAGACUGUGUUGAACAAGGAAGGCCGUGUCAACUACAGCCAGCUCAAGAAGGACUUCAACCAAAAGGCCACCAUCCAGUUCCACCAGCCUCAGAGGUUUAAGGACGAGUUGUGGCGGAUUCAGGAGAAGCUGGAGUGUUUCUUCGGCGCUCUUGUGGGCUCCAACGUCUACAUCACCCCACAGGAUUCCCAAGGGCUACCCCCACACUACGACGACGUGGAGGUGUUUAUCCUCCAGUUGGAGGGCGAGAAACAUUGGCGUCUGUACAGCCCCACGGUGCCCCUGGCCAGAGAGUACUGCGUGGAGCUUGAGGAGCGCAUCGGCAGCCCCACACACGACAUCAUACUGAAGGCAGGUGAUCUGCUCUACUUUCCCAGAGGAACCAUCCAUCAGGCGGACACCCCCGUGGGAGUGGAUCAUUCUACCCACCUGACCCUCAGUACCUACCAGAACACGUCAUGGGGAGACUAUCUGGCCAACGUGUUUCCCAAUUUCUUGUAUGACUCCCUUAAGACCAGUGACAUCACCAGGAGGGUAGGCAUGCCCAGGAGAAUCUUGAUGGGAGCCAACGCAGCCCCAGACACAAGCAGGCAGUUGGCCUCAUUAUUGAGGAGCGUGGCAGAUCAGAUGGAGAGGGGUGAACACGAACUCCGUGCCGGGGACAUGAAGAGGGACUUUGCCCUCCACAGACUGCCACCUUAUACACCAGAGAAAGAUGACAUCACAUCGUCAGCUGGAAAGAUGCCUGCUUUAGAAGAUACGGUGUGUCUGAGGUUUAAAGACCACAUCCUGGUGUCUUUAGAGACGUGUCAAAGCUCAUCAGAUGGGUCGGUAUCGUUGGUGGUUGAUGUGAUGCACUCUCUGAGGAACAGAAGGGAGAAACACAUGAUGGGACAGAGUGGUGAUGAUGAUGAUGAUGAUGAUGAUGAUAGUGGUGGUGAUGAUGAUAGUGGUGAAGAGGAGGAAGAUGCACCCUCUGAGACCCCUGGCAUGACCUUCCCCUUCGAAGACCUCCCGGCCAUCAGGCAGCUGCAGGCGGGACAGCCCAUCCCUGUGUCUCAGCUAAAAAGGCAAUUGGACAAUGACAAAGUCCAGAUGGCCCUGGUGCUCUGGUCAGAGGGCCUGCUGGAGGUGUGCUAAUACCCCAACAGCAUACUCUGACACCAACAACCACUGCUUUCCAUUUGGUCACACAAUAAAUCAAGAGUCCUUUA
Molecule: messenger RNA, 1661 nt
Organism: Salvelinus namaycush (lake trout)
Lineage: Eukaryota; Metazoa; Chordata; Actinopteri; Salmoniformes; Salmonidae
Gene: riox2
Product: ribosomal oxygenase 2
Exons: 10
Coding region: 127-1587 (486 amino acids)
Cellular component (GO): nucleolus
Molecular function (GO): histone H3K36 demethylase activity; histone H3K4 demethylase activity
Source: RefSeq, a predicted model, not a curated record